Molecule: messenger RNA, 2628 nt
Organism: Eufriesea mexicana
Lineage: Eukaryota; Metazoa; Arthropoda; Insecta; Hymenoptera; Apidae
Product: organic cation transporter protein
Exons: 8
Coding region: 660-2369 (569 amino acids)
Biological process (GO): transmembrane transport
Cellular component (GO): membrane
Molecular function (GO): transmembrane transporter activity
Source: RefSeq, a predicted model, not a curated record
CUUUGGUUGCAGAAUCGAGAGGAAAGAAUCGACGAGGAGGAACGGUCUGUCGGCAGAACUAUUUAUUUCGCAAUCGAUCUCUCUGGCACUCGAAGCAUUUCACGGCCACUGCACUGGAGUCUUCGCAGAGCUGAUCUUCGACGAGAUAACAGACACCCAACGUCACCAGCGACGACUCUUUCGUGUGUUUACGGCUUAACACGCGGGCAAUUAACACCUCUCUCCCCUCCUCGUGCCCUCGUAACGCCUCGCGAAUCGUACGCCUACGUUAAUCGCGCGAAUUUGAUAGCUCGUUUAUCGUGGUAAUAAGCUUUCUCGUCUGAUAAAUCGUAAGUAAAUGCAUCCGUUCUAUCUGGUAAUUGUACCAGUGGCGUAACCACCUCGCCGCGUCGCCUAGGCGCUCACGAGGACCGCAAUUCCGAGCCGCGUGGCACUCGCCGCCAUUGCGCAACCACGAACGUGCUGCCACCUGCUCUCUUCGCUAUUUUCGUCCGAGCAUCGUCCGACGUAUUCGUCGUACCGACAAUUUUCUAAUUCCUCCACGACUUAACCUUACCUACGACUGCUUCGAUGACUGCUUCAUUCCAGUCGCGCGUUCAAAGCCGUACGCGUAUGCAGAUACGAAUGCGCGAAACACCGUCUGCGACAUCGAGGAAAACAUGUCCACUGAUCAAGAUAACGAGACAGUAAAAGCGAAAGCCACGGAUCCUCUUCUGGAGGCGUUGGACAGACUCGGUUGUGGGUCCAACUUUUUAUGGAUAAUAUUCAUUUUUACUCUCACACCGACGAUAUUCAAUGGAAUGCACUCCAUGUCCUAUAUUUUUAUAGCAGAAGUUCCUACUCAUUGGUGUGCGAUACCGAACUUGACAGCCGCUAAUUGGACUGACGAAGAAAUAAGGAACAUCUCUUCGCCGAAUCCAUGCCAGAUGUACAAUUACGAUUACGGACAUUUUGCCACCAUUGGAUUCGAAGAAGCCCUGGAAUACAAGCUUCUGCAGCCUUUGCCCGAGUCGAUCUCCUGCGAAACGAGGAGUUUCGCCAACGACAUCGAUGGCACUUCGCUCGUGCAAGAUUGGGACCUGGUUUGCGACAGAACCGCGGAUCGUUCGAGCACCCACAUGGCCCUGUCCCUUGGGAAACUUCUGGGUAGCGCCUUCUUCGGCGUUUUCGCGGACAAGUAUGGCCGGAAGAUUUGCUACGUUAUCGGUAUCGUAAUGCUGAUCAUCUCUGGUCCAGCAGGCGCAUUCGUGCCCUGGUACUGGGGUUUUAUAGUCUCCAGAUUAAUUAACGGCGCGAGCCACGCAGCUAUUCAGUAUUCCUCUUUUACGACACUUACAGAAGUGGCGAGUGAAAAGCACAGACAAUGGAUGGGAAUUGCGUAUAACAUAGGCUACGCCACAGGAAUAGUUAUUAUACCGGGUGUAGCUUAUUUGCUGCACGAGUGGAGGCACAUUCAAUUAGCCAUAUCGUUACCAGCUUUGCUGUUGCUGAUACACAUGUGGUUCAUGCCAGAAUCUCCGCGAUGGCUGAUCGCCCACAAUCGUCGACAGGAGGCGAAGAACUUGAUCGAUAAGGCGUCGAAAAGAAGCUCCAGUGCAACGAUGACCACGUCGCUGAUGUCGAGCAUACAGAGGCAAGAACUGAAAGAUUCGGAUGACUUAAUGCUCACGCCGAAAACCAUCGAUGUAAAGGACUCCAGCGAAGAGAGGUUGAAUAACAGUGUCAAAGGAUUUCGAGUGCUGAUCAGCAACAGCGAAUUGCGAAAGAGGAUACUAAUUACGAAUUUUACCUGGAUGACGGCCUCGUUAUCUUAUUACGCGUUAGCGUUGAACCUCAGUAACUUCUCGACAAAUCGCUACAUUUACGUCCUUGUGAUGGGUCUGACCGAGAUUCCCGCGUACCUGAUACCAACCCCGAUUUUGAUGGUCAUGGGACGACGACAGGGUAGCGGAGCCUUGUACAUCAUCGCAGCGUUGUGUCUACUUUGUAUCCUCGCGAUACCAACAACAGAAAGCGACGCGAUUAUGAUCAUAUCCUUGAUCGGGAGGUUCAGCGCCUCAGCUGCUUAUGGCAUCGUUAUUCUUUACAGCUCGGAGCUCUUCCCUACGGUCUGCAGGAACUCCGCGGUUGGUACGAAUUCCGCGAUGUCCCACAUCGGAAGCGUGGCCGCUCCUUACGUGGCUGAUUUAUUAGGGGCCCUGGUGUGGUGGGGCCCGACCACUCUUUGCGGCAGCUUGGCGCUAGUCGCGGGCCUGUUGUGCGCGGUUUUGCCAGAAACUCGCGGCAGGCCGCUGGCUAACACCGUCGAAGAGGAAGUGACGGAAGAACGAGACAACGUGUCGCUCUACAACUGCUGCAAAUGUCGAUGAAACGAUAGCGACAACGUGUUCUCGCGUGUACCACCGAUGUAUCCUACACUGCUUCCGUACGAGUAUUCGUUGACACGGGUACACACGAGUGCGCCUUUUGUUUUCUGUAUACUCAAUCGUUUAAAUUGCCAUCAGCUCCGAGGUGACUCGAGCGUGAUGUUAUUUUUCAAAGCUAGUAGAUUUAAUUCCGAGCGAGGAGAGAAAUAAAUUCGUACUGAGUUAUAGUACACCGAUCCUUUGGCUUUCUUUCGUUUCUCUG